This is a messenger RNA of Arctia plantaginis, 1908 nucleotides long. The record is from the annotation of a GenBank genome assembly. NCBI's taxonomy places the organism in Eukaryota, Metazoa, Arthropoda, Insecta, Lepidoptera, Erebidae.
AUGGCACCUAAACCGCCAGCUCCUGCGCCUAGCGGACAAAGGAAUCAAGCAUUCCGUGAAGUCGAUAAAGCUAUGUAUGAGUUGCAAAUAGCAGAUCUCAACAGGAAAUUAGCUCGAUUCAGAGCGAGUAUUGCUGAGUAUGAACAAAGAAAUAUAGACCUACAAAAUGCAUACGAUCAAUUAGAUGAAGAUAGGGCAGAUAUUAUUGCCUAUUUAAAAAAAACACUCAAUGUAAAAAAUGAGGAAAAUGCUGAACUUAAAGAUAGGGUUAAAAGCUUAGAAGAAUUAAGAGAGCUGGAAACAGCACAAUUCCGAGAGAAAAUUAGUGAAUUAGAGAAGAACUUUACUACCAUGAAAGACCAGCUUACUUCAGAAAAUAAACUUCUAGCUGGAAAACUUAAUACACUUGAAGAAUUUAGAGCCAUUAAAGAUGCUCUUAUGCAAAAAUUCGAAAAACAAGAAAGAGAGUUUGAAGCUCAAGAAAUGAAAUAUAAAAGAGUAAUUUAUGAUGCUGAAAAAAAAUUUGUAAUUGGUAAGGAUAAACUAAAGAAGGAAAUGGAAGGGCGACUUCUUCAACUUGCUCAAGAAUUUCAAGAUGCAAGUGAAGCUAGAAUAGCUGCUUCUACACAUAGAGUAAUCCGAGAAAAUAUUGCUUUAAAUAAUCAGUUAGAUAGCUUAUUAUUGACACAAGCAAAAGUGGCUGAACAAAAUGAAAAAUAUAAAGAAGAUGAGAGAGCGGCACGCAACGCUAUGGAGGUUGCAGAAGCUGAAAGAGAUAAAGCAAUCAAUAAGAGCAUUGUACAAAUUAAAGUUAUUGAACAGUUAACAACAGCAUUUAGAACUGCCAGCCAAAAUAAAGCUUUACAUGACAAACAAGCAUAUGAUUUAGAUAAUCUUCAGGUAAAAGUACAAAAACUUACAAAGGAAAAUGAAAACAUGAUUUUACAAAUACGCAUACUUGAACAAAAUCUACAUAGCUGUUUAGGCCAACAAAGUCAAAACAUAAUUGAAACAAAAAAACUCACGAAAGAACGUGACAAGUACAAACAAGUAAUAAAAAGCGCUACAUCUGCUAUACAGGCAGCUUUAAAAGUUGACUUAUGGGCCACAAUAGACCCUAGACGCGAAAUAUUGGAAAGAAAAGUAGUAUUGACAAAUAUUCUUGAUGUCAUAAACCAACACCAUCGUGCAAUUUGCGCUGAAUCUGUUGAUUCAUUGGUUUCACUGACUGAUGUGUAUGAAAAGGGAGAUCUUGGUUUUGUUCCAAAACCUAAAGCACUUGCUAGAAAAUCGAAAACAUUAGUCGAAGCCACAAAAUCACAGGAAUCAGUUGCACCUAAGCGUAGCACCGCAGCCGCUUCAACAACGAUAUCUUCACUAGGAACGGUGAAAACUAUGCCUAGCCUUGACAUAAUGCCUCAGCGGGAAGAUCUUUCUAUAUCAUCUAGGGAGAGUAUCCCGUCAUUUACAGUGACAUCAAUUCAUUCUCACGUGAGUGAAAGUGACAUUGUACCUGAAGACUCUUUUGAAGCUUUGACCGAUGUAGAAAAACAAUUAGCUCUUAGUAAAUUAGAGAUUCAAAAAUCUAUUUUGAAAGAUUUAGCUCUAUCAGGUACUGGUUUACAUUCAAAAUCUCGAGCUGAAACCUUGGAACCUUCCUCAAAAUUGAAAAUAUCCGAGUCGACAGUAGGAAAAAGGCGAGAAAGUGAAGAAGUUGGUGAAGUUGAGAGUAAACAUAGUAAAUAUGAGGAAGAUGAAGAUGAAAAAACUGAAGGUGAAGAGUCAGAAGGUGAAAAACCAGAGAAUGAAGAAGCGCAAAAGCAGGAACUAGUAACAGAUGAACAAGCUGAAGAUAAACCUAUUGAGGAUAGUGACAAUCCUAUUGAUCAAGAUGACAAAACAGAAUAG